AUGAUCGCCAACGCUUCGACCAGAACAACAUUCAUCUCUUCAGUUCAGAACACUAUUCAGGAGUACGGUCUCGAUGGAAUAGAUAUAGACUUCGAGUACCCUGGAGCAGUUGAGAGAGACGCACCGGCGACAGAUACGCCAAAUCUAACCGCGUUUUUUGAACAAGUCAAGUCGACGCUUCCGGAUACUACAAUCAUCUCCAUCGCGACUCCUGCUGGCUACUGGUUUUUGAAGGGGUUUGAAAUUGACAAGAUAUCCAGUUAUGUGACCUAUAUGAAUAUGAUGUACUAUCAUGGGCCUUGGGAUACCAAUGUCACUGACCAAGCGCCCGUGACCAAUCCACAAACGUCCAUAGUAGAUAUCACUACAAGCGCACUUCUGUAUACAAGAGCUGGAAUAGACCUCUCUAUCGUAAACCUCGGUUUAGCGUGGUAUGGGCGAACGUUCCACCUAAGUGACACAUCUUGCCAAGGGUAUAAUUGCACUAUGGUUGGCGGUGGGGCACCAGGUGUCUGUACUGCGGCCUCGGGGAUACUGGCUAUGUUUGAGAUACAAGAGAUGAUCGCAAAUGGAAACACUCCUAUUUACGAUUCUGGGAGCCAGACAUACUGGUUUGACGAUUCGAACGGAGAUUUGGUCACAUUUGAUCAAGCAGAUACAUGGCAAGACAAAGUAACUUUUGCAGAUCAGACCUGUUUCGGAGGAACAUUCAUUUGGUCUGUUGAUCAGAUAAUCCCAGGGUACAAUGGAUCAACCAGCCUUGGGGGAGGCGCGGGGUCACUUGGAUCUUACACUGCAAUUGAAUGGAACCCCAAUCCCUAUCCAGCUUCUAACGUUCAGUCCGAGACAUUUGUGGGAUUUGGAAGCACAGUCGUCAUUCCCAUACCAUCUAGUACAACUCAGAUUAUUCUAGGCACCGAUACCAUCUCCGUUGGAGUUGGCGGGACACCUGUAGGAUCCAUACCUCCUACCGGUGUAUCCCUGCUCAAUGCAAUAACCCCUACAUGGACUUAUAACAUUAUCCCACCCACCAGUGCAGCUACAGUGACAUUUACCGCCCCCAUUGGCUCACCUGCAUCGUAUAUAAGUGCUGUAGCUGCUCCCACUUCGCCCGGAGACCCCGCACAAACAGUGAGCGGACCCAAUGGCGAC
Messenger RNA from Coniophora puteana RWD-64-598 SS2, 1152 nucleotides. RefSeq names its product glycoside hydrolase family 18 protein. Gene Ontology annotation, biological process: carbohydrate metabolic process. Lineage: Eukaryota; Fungi; Basidiomycota; Agaricomycetes; Boletales; Coniophoraceae. The annotation marks the transcript as partial. The record is from RefSeq and is a predicted model, not a curated record. Gene Ontology annotation, molecular function: chitin binding; hydrolase activity, hydrolyzing O-glycosyl compounds. The transcript has 15 exons.